This is a messenger RNA of Nestor notabilis (Kea), 929 nucleotides long. Its product is annotated as tumor necrosis factor receptor superfamily member 6B-like. The annotation marks the transcript as partial. NCBI's taxonomy places the organism in Eukaryota, Metazoa, Chordata, Aves, Psittaciformes, Psittacidae. The record is from RefSeq and is a predicted model, not a curated record. Gene Ontology annotation, molecular function: protein binding. The transcript is spliced from 4 exons.
GCAGCUCACGGCGCUCGGAAGCCCCCAGUGCAAUGGUGGUUUCCGGCCCCGUGCCGAAUUUAAGGCACCCAUCCAAGGGGAUGUUUGCUCCCCUCCUCCUUCUCCUGGCCAAGCUCGGCUGCAGCACCCAACCCACGUACCAAUGGCGAGAUGCCGUGUCGAACGUGCCGCUCACCUGCCAGCAGUGCCCGCCGGGGACCUUCGUGGCCCAGCACUGCACCAGGGACGAGCCGACGCGGUGCGAGCCCUGCCCCGAUUUGCACUACACACAGUACUGGAACUACCUGGAGAAGUGCCGGUACUGUAACGUCAUCUGCGGGGAGAAGCAGGUGGAGGUGCAGCAGUGCAAUUCCACCCACAACCGCGUCUGCCAGUGCCAGGACGGCUACUUCUCCGAGAUGGAAUUCUGCGUCCGGCAUUCCAAGUGUUUGCCGGGCUUUGGCGUGGAGAAGCUGGGUACCCCCUUUGAGAACACCCAGUGCCGCGCCUGCCCCCGCGGCUUCUUCUCUUCCUCCAGCUCCAGCACCGAGCCGUGCCAGCCCCACCAGGACUGCGAGCAGCAGGGGAAGGUGGUCAACGUGGAGGGCAACCAGUACCACGACACCCUCUGCACCUCCUGCAGACGGGACAGAAGCAACAGCACGCAGGGACCAGCUCCGGACAACGACGACUGUGAGCAAGCCCUGAUAGACUUUGUUGCGUACCAGAACAUCCCCAUCAGGAAGCUGAAGCGCCUGCAGCAGAUCCUGACGCACUCCCCGAGGAAGAAGACGCUGGGCACGCGGGCGGACACGCAGGAGAAGUUCCGAGCUUUGCUCACCAGCCUCAGAGAGGGGCACCCGGUCACCAGGGAGCUGCUGGUGGCGCUGAGGACUGCCAAGCUGCACUCCAUCGAGAAGCAGGCCCGCGAGCGCUUCCUCCUGCGCUGA